AGUGGUGCGAGGCGCUGGUGUGUUGAAGGUGAGAAGUACCGUUCAGGGUGCUGACGGGGAUGCUCACUCCCCCCUCUCGGGCCACACAAGGCGACGGAACGGGAGGAAUGGACGGUGCGCGGAACGUAAAUCAUCCGGUAACAAUGCCGCUGCCGCAGCCACAUUUUUCGUCGGAUACCUACCGCGAUUGAUGAGCUAGGCGGUGCUUUGCGGUGCCUCUGGGCGAUCGUCUCCGUUUAGUGUCGCGCAUUGAGUGGAAGCGUUCACAUCGUGGUCGUCGCAAGUGGGUGGUUUCAAUUUCGUCGGUGGGUUCUGUGGUUAGUGGAGAUUAACUGAAGUAAAUCUGCUUGGGGAAUGCAUUUUGCGAUCGAUCGUUGCGGCUUAGUGAAGUCUAUAAACGAACCUUACGACUUGACUCCAAAAAACCAGAAGAUGGAAAGCGACCACCAUCAGACGGAUGCGGCGGGAAAGAUCGACCGAUCCAUGCUUAAGCUGGGACCAUUCGAUACGAACAUUGGAUUGCCACAGCAGCAGCAGCAGCAGCAGCAGCAGCAGCAACUGCAACAGUACUCUCCAGGACCGUACGGAGAUCAGCAUAGAUAUUCGUCGCCCGUUACGCCCGUCACGCCAACCAGUCCUUUGGUGUGCUAUCCUCAAAUGAAAAAUCGUGUUCUGCGCCCUGGUGUGAGCCGGAAGUACCGGAAGCGAGCCAUUCUGAAGAAUGGCGACUGUAAUGUGGUGCUUUCGCGGCCACCGCGACAACAUUUGCGCUUCCUGCAGGACAUCUUCACCACGCUCGUCGAUGCCCAGUGGCGAUGGACGUUGACCGUGUUCACGUUUAGCUUUAUUGGCUCGUGGCUCUUCUUUGCCGUAAUUUGGUUUUUAAUUUCCUAUACCCACGGUGACCUGGAAGAAAUGCAUCUCCCCGACAAUCAAUCGGAAAUCGGAUGGAUACCGUGCGUAUACAACAUCUACUCGUUCACUUCGGCGUUCCUGUUUUCGAUCGAAACACAACACACCAUCGGUUACGGUGUGCGGAUGCCGACGGAAGAGUGCCCGGAAGCGAUCUUCGUCAUGUGCUUCCAGUCGAUCUAUGGGCUGCUGAUCCAGGCGUUCAUGGUGGGCAUCGUGUUCGCGAAGAUGACACGCCCGAAGCAACGCAGUCAGACGCUCCUGUUCUCGAAGAAUGCGGUCGUGUGCCAGCGUGAUGGGGAGCUGUGCCUCAUGUUUCGUGUUGGCGAUAUGCGCAAGAGUCACAUUAUCGGUGCAUCAGUUCGGGCACAGCUGAUAAGAACGAAGGUGACGCGCGAGGGUGAAGCGAUGGCACAGUUCCAGCACGAGCUCGACGUUGGAUCCGACGGUUGCUCGUCCGAUCUGUUCUUCAUCUGGCCCCAGAUUGUGGUGCAUCGGAUCAGCAAGGAUUCCCCGUUGUACAACAUGUCAGCAUCGGAUAUGCUGCGCGAAAGGUUCGAGAUCGUGGUGAUCCUCGAGGGAACGGUCGAGUCGACCGGUCAGUCAACGCAGGCCCGCUCGAGCUACGUAAACACGGAGAUUCUGUGGGGCCAUCGGUUCGAUCCGGUCGUUUGUUAUAACAAGGAGCAGCAAGGAUACGAGAUCAAUUACAGCAAGUUCGAUUCUACGUUACAAGUCGAUACACCGCUCUGUUCGGCCCGAGAGCUGGCCGAGUUCUAUCGAGCCCAGGAUGACUACCAACCGACCGUCGAUAAUGGUGAUAAUGUGUCCACUAAAACGCAGCUCGAGCGACGCUGGCAGCAUCACUACAGUACGGUCAUGAACACGCUCAGCCAGUACAAUCUGACCGACGAUACGAUGGGCCAAGCCGCCGACGAGAACUAUCUCUAUCCGACGCGUUACCUCACGAUCCAGGGUGUACCGAGGCGCCGCAAGUCCUACCAGGCGCUGCAGAACAAUCUCUGGAAUCUGUUCGAUCAUCCACCGAACCCUCGGACGAAUUCGACCGUACCGACCUCGAGUGAGUCCGAUGCGAGCCCGGCCAGUCCACGGAAGGCACGGGACGAUGAUCCGCUCGUGCCGAGUGUGACCGUGCAGAACGUGAAUGAAAAGGCGCCCCAGAUAUGAGGUGGUGGUGGUUGCUGGUUAACAUAUAUAGAUCUGGAAGCUCUUCGCGGAUUCACGGAUGUGACGAUUAGCGUACUUAACUCACGGUGUGCCGCGGUUUAGAUUAGAUGAUUAGAGACGAAACGAUCGUACACUCGUCACUCUUGACGGCAAUUCAAUAAACUAGAUUUCAUCUCGCAGA
This is a messenger RNA of Anopheles aquasalis, 2281 nucleotides long. RefSeq names its product G protein-activated inward rectifier potassium channel 3-like. Gene Ontology annotation, molecular function: inward rectifier potassium channel activity. The record is from RefSeq and is a predicted model, not a curated record. Gene Ontology annotation, cellular component: plasma membrane. Lineage: Eukaryota; Metazoa; Arthropoda; Insecta; Diptera; Culicidae. Gene Ontology annotation, biological process: potassium ion import across plasma membrane; regulation of monoatomic ion transmembrane transport.